AGCCUCGGCCAGAGCAGUGCACAUCCCUCACUGGGCCGCAGUGGGGACCACAAGGCUGGAAGUUCGUCCGCCCCGGUAUCUGCUCGCGCCGCAGACAUGGCUCCUAUCCUGCAAGUGUUUGCUGUCACGCUCGCCUCAACUCUCCUACAGACUGUCACAUCGGCCAGCUUCAAUGACACUAUUUAUGUGGUGACCAUCAGCUCCCGUGUGACGAGUGGGCAGCAAGAGACCCUGUGUGCUCAGAUCUGGACCCCCGUGAAGCAGACCACUUUGCGCAUUGUCCUGAAUGAUGGAUCCACAGACAGUCUGAUCCUGGAGCAGCCUGUCCAGAGCCACUUCUACCGCUGCUUUAAAUUCCAGGUCCCUCUAAUUAAAACCAGAACUGUGGCAACCCUUAAUGUGACGAUCCAGGAUGAGAGCAACUCAAUGAGCAAGAAGACUAAAGUCCUGAUCGAACCUCCUAGUUUCAUCCACAUCAUCCAGACCGAUAAACCCAUCUACAAACCCGGACAAACCGUCCAGUUCCGCAUCGCCUCCAUGGAUGCCAGCUUCAUCCCCGUGGAUCGAGUGUACAAAGAGGUGGCGCUCCAGGAUCCAAACUCCAAUCGCAUCGCCCAGUGGCUGGAUAAGGUCGUCGUUAGUGGGAUCCUGGAUCUUUCCCACCCCACCAUUCCUGAAGCUGUACAGGGAAGCUACCUGAUCACCGCCAUGACGGACAAAGGAGAGCAGAUAUCCCACAGCUUUGAAAUCAAGGAAUAUGUUUUGCCAAAGUACGAAGUGACGGUCCAGCUGCCCAGCGUGAUAACCAUCCUGGACCGGGAGGCCACCAUGAAGAUCUGUGGAAGGUAUACAUACGGGAAACCAGUUCUUGGCUCAGUGAAAGCAGAGUUUUGCAGAACUGCCAUCCGGUUUUACUGGUACGUCCGUGCCCCAGAAACAGACCUCUGCAAGACGUAUCAGCUGACUACGGAUAAAAGUGGAUGUGCCUCACAAACGGUAGAUCUGUCUGAGUUCUCCCUCAACAAUAACCUGUAUGCAGACAGCUUUGAGGUGACGGCUGAACUGGAGGAGUUUGACACCGGAGUUGUUCUUAAAGGCAGUGGGAGGACCAGCUUCAGCACCCAGAUCAGAACCGUCACCUUUGAGGACGUUCCUGAGGCAUACAAACCCGGCAUCCCAUUUGAAGGAAAGAUAAAAGUGGUUAGUCCAGACAGCACACCUGUUGCUGAUGAGGUCGUCUACCUGUUUGUGAGAGAUUCUGAGCCACUGUUGCUCAGAACAGACCUGAAAGGCAUUGCUGUGUUUUCUCUGGACACUUUGAACUGGAAGGACUCCUUCAGUCUGAGGGUGAGCACCAAAAACGCCACUGAUAACGAACCGUAUGUGCCCAAUGUGCGCAGACCAGAGUACGGCUCGGCUUACCACUACAUCACUGAAUUUUACUCCAAGAGCAGGAGUUUUCUGAAGCUCAUGCAGGUCAGCGAGACAUUGUCCUGUGAUAAGGAUGCAUCUCUGCAGGCUCAGUACAUCAUCCAGGGGGAGGAGCUAAAGCAGGAUCAGGAAGUCCUGCACUUCUUUUACCUGGUGCUGUCCAGAGGUGCAAUUGUGCAGCAUGGUCGUAUCCCAGUGAACGUCAAAGGAGGAAAUGUGAACAAAGGUGAGCUGAGUGUUCCUCUCAGCGAGGUGGCGAACCUGGCUCCGGUCGCCCAGGUGGUGCUUUACACCGUGAUGCCCAGCGGAGAGGUGGUGGCCGACAGCCAGAGCUUCCCCAUCCAGCUGUGCCUCAACAACAAGGUGUCCCUGAAGUUCUCCUCCCUCCAGGAGCUUCCGGCCGAGAAGACCAGUCUGAACCUGCAGGCUCACCCCAGCUCGCUGUGCUCGGUCCGGGCCAUCGACCAAAGCGUCCUCCUGCUGCAGCCGGAGCAGGAGCUCACCGUCGACUACGUGUACAGCCAGCUGCCCGUGCAGAAGCUGUCGGGGUACUUCUACGAUGUGGAUGACUUCGAGCCGUACCCCUGCUUCCCAAUACCAAGACCUUGGCCUGAGGCUGAACCUGAACCAGAACCUGAACCAGAACCUGAACCAGAGAGAAGCAGGCGCUCUCUCUACUUUGGAGGAUCAAAUCAGAAGAAUGACGUCUUCAGCGUCUUUAAAGAAAUUGGGAUGAAACUCGUGACCAACUCUGACGUGAAGAAACCGAUUGACUGCCACAGAAAGAAAUACGACAUUUUAUAUAAUGUUGAAUAUGACUCUGUUGUUCCGAUGGCCUUCAACAUGAUGCCGCAGAGGGCCGGUGAGAAAGGCGCGCAGGCAGAAAAUGAGGAGGUGAAAGCUGAGAAAAAGGAGACGGUCAGAACCUUCUUCCCUGAGACCUGGAUCUGGGACCUGGUUCCUGUGGGAGAGACCGGGUCCGUGGACCUGGAGAAGACCGUCCCCGACACCAUCACCAGGUGGGCGGCGGGAGCCUUCUGCGUGUCCUCUGCAGGCUUCGGCAUCUCGCCCAACGUGGGACUCACCGUCUUCCAGCCGUUCUUCGUCAGCCUCACGCUGCCCUACUCUGUCAUCAGAGGCGAGGUGUUCACGCUCAGAGCCACCGUCUUCAACUACCUGUCCAGGUGCAUCAUGGUGAAGGUAACCCUGGCCGAAUCAGACCAGUACAGCUCCAAAACCUGUGAUGGUUGCCAGUACACAGCAUGUGUGUGUGGAGAAGAAAGCAGGACCUUCUCGUGGAUCGUCACGCCGACCGCUCUAGGAAACGUGAGCUUCAAGGUCAGCGCCGAGGCCCUGAAGACUGAAGAACUGUGUGGCAACGAGGUGGCCGCGGUGCCUGAGGUGGGCCGAAUCGACACGGUCAUCCGCCCCCUGCUGGUGGAGCCUGAAGGAUCGCCGCAGAUGGUCAGCCACAACGCCCUGCUGUGUCCUGCAGAAGGACCGGUGGAGAAGAACGUCUCGCUGCUGCUGCCUGAAAUCUUUGUGGCAGAAUCCGCCCGAGCGUCCGUCUCCGUGCUGGGUGAUCUGAUGGGCCGGGCCAUGCGGAACCUGGACCAGCUCCUGGCCAUGCCGUAUGGCUGCGGGGAGCAGAACAUGGUCCUGUUUGCUCCCAACAUCUUCAUCCUCAACUACCUGAAAAGCACAGGUCAGCUGACUCUGGAGAUCCUGGAGAAAGCGACGCGCUUCCUGGAGAGCGGAUAUCAGAGGGAACUUAACUACAAGCACGAUGACGGGUCCUACAGCGCCUUCGGGAAGAGCGAUGACUCUGGAAACACCUGGCUGACUGCUUUUGUGAUGAAGUCCUUCGGGGGUGCCAGACCCUACAUCUUUGUGGAUCCACAGCACAUUAAGGAUGCCAGGGACUGGCUGUCCAGCCACCAGAGGCCUGACGGCUGCAUCAGCUCUGUUGGAAAGCUCUUCCACAACGGCAUGAAGGGAGGAGUGAGCGAUGACGUGUCUCUGACGGCCUACGUCGCUGCUGCCAUGCUGGAGCUUGACGGAGACGCCACGGACCCCAUGGUGCAGAAGUGCCUGGGCUGUCUGAAGGCAGCAGUGGCCACCGACGCAGACAACCUGUACACCACCUCCCUGCUGCUCUACACCUUCACUCUGGCUGGGAACCAGGAGAUGAGGACCAAACUCAUCACCUUCCUGGACCAGAAGUCCAUCGCAGAGGGAGGCACCCUUCACUGGAGGAGAGAGGAGGCUUCUGGGAAAGGCUUGGACUCUCUGGAGGUAGAGAUGACCUCCUACGUUCUGCUGGGCCUGCUCCAAGAGCCGUUCAUGCCAGGCUUUGGUCUGGAUUAUGCCAGUGGAAUCGUCCGCUGGCUCACCCAGCAGCAGAACCCGUUUGGCGGUUUCUCCUCCACACAGGACACUGUGGUGGCCCUCCAGGCUUUGGCUAAGUAUGGCGCUGCCACCUACAGUCCAGAGGGCAGCACUACGGUGACGGUGAUGUCUUUAGGAGGCAUGAAUGUCCAGUUCAUGGUGAAUCAGACAAACAGGCUGCUGUACCAGGAAGAGAAGCUGACUGAGAUCCCCGGAGAGUACACCAUCAGAGCUGAGGGGCUGAGCUGUGUGCUGGCUCAGAUCUCCAUGCAUUACAACAUCCCUCCUCCGGCCGACUUCUCCUCCUUCAACAUCUCCACCAGCACCAUGGCUAAAUGUGGCAGCAACCCACCGCAAUUCAUCCUCUUCCUACACGUCAGGUAUCAGGGAAGGAGAGAGGAAACCAACAUGGUCAUCAUCAACGUCAAACUGCUGUCUGGACACGUUCUGGAUCAGAGCUCCCUGAAGCUGCUGCAGGACGACCGCUCGGUGAAGCGCGUUGACGUGGACAAAGGCUUCAUCAACAUCUACCUGGAUGAGCUGAAGAAGGAUGAGACGAGAAUCUACAGUGUGACCCUGGAGGGUGGUCAGCAGGUCUGGAAACUGAAACCUGCGGUGGUGAAGGUCUACGACUACUACCAGACCGGUGAUGAGGCGGUCGCCCAGUAUACAUCCCCCUGUGCAGAUGGUGACGGCGUUAACACAGUGUAAGACCCACUUCCUGCAGAGCUUCGACGGACCCGUUGCUGUCCAUGGAGGAACCAGUUAAAGAAACGUCUCUAAAAA
Messenger RNA from Melanotaenia boesemani (Boeseman's rainbowfish), 4605 nucleotides. It is a transcript of the gene a2m1, whose product is annotated as alpha-2-macroglobulin-like protein 1. The transcript has 36 exons. Gene Ontology annotation, molecular function: endopeptidase inhibitor activity. Lineage: Eukaryota; Metazoa; Chordata; Actinopteri; Atheriniformes; Melanotaeniidae. Gene Ontology annotation, cellular component: extracellular region. The coding region runs from base 97 to 4530 and encodes 1477 amino acids. The record is from RefSeq and is a predicted model, not a curated record.